Messenger RNA from Sitodiplosis mosellana (orange wheat blossom midge), 1756 nucleotides. It is a transcript of the gene Nuf2, whose product is annotated as kinetochore protein Nuf2-B. The record is from RefSeq and is a predicted model, not a curated record. Gene Ontology annotation, cellular component: kinetochore; Ndc80 complex. Lineage: Eukaryota; Metazoa; Arthropoda; Insecta; Diptera; Cecidomyiidae. The coding region runs from base 439 to 1644 and encodes 401 amino acids. The transcript is spliced from 5 exons.
GAUUCUACCGUCAUAAGUAUUUAUGUUUCGAAUACCCGAAUUUAAAAAUUUCCAACUGUCAUGUUGGCACCACUUUGGAAGAAAUGCAUCGGAAAAUAAAUGAUAUACAAUACACCAAAAUGCAUAGAAAAAAAAAUGUGUGUGAUGUAAUCAUACAAUCCCCAUUGUUUUUUCCCUACUAUAAAGAAUUUAUAUUCAAAGUGAAACAAAAACACAACCGCUUCUUUAACAUGGAGAUGUUUGUAUUUCGCCCGUACUAAACAAUACUGGCGAAGUAUAUUCGACUUCGAAUGACAUGUCAUAUAUUUAUGUUGGUAACACUGGUUUAGUUUUAAACAGAAGUCAACCGAUUUUUCUUCCAACAAACACAAACGAACGAACCAAAUAAAAUAAAGCAUAUUUCUAAGGUCGAUCACAAAUAUUUUAAUUUAUUCAAAAAUGUCAAGUAAAGAAGCGGAGUUCAUUUCACAAUGGAACGGAUUGUUGGAUUUUAAAAUUGACGAAAGCAGUGUGCGACGGCCAAAUUUCCAGUUCUUCUAUAGUGCACUUGAGUCACUUUUGCGUAGUUUGAAUAUCAACAUUGAAUCUGCUCGAAUUGAAGCAAUGAACAACCAUGAUUCAGAACGUUUAUAUUUCAUUACAUUUUGUGGGUUCGUUCAACGCUUAUACCAGUUGUCUGAUGAGGCACAUAACUUUUACUACUUAGAUUUGAUUAAUCCAAAUCCGAAAAAGAGUUCCCACGUAUUGAAAAUGUUGUUCAACUACGUGAAAUACUAUAAAAUGGUGAAAGAAACAGUAUAUGAGAAGGCACACGAUGCUUUGAGUUCAUAUAACGAGGCAUUGGCAACGAAUAACGCACUUCAAGUCAAGAAUGAAACGGCAAAAAAACGCGCAGCGAAUAUGGAACUUCAAUUGGGCGAGUAUGAGAAAAAGUUACCACAACUACAGGAACGAGUGAACAAUUGUCUAGCCGAUCUACAGAUGCUGGAUAAGGAGAUCACACAGAAGAAUGCAGACAACAAGAAUUUUGAUUCAACAAUCAUAAAAGUUGAAAUCAAACAAACUGAACUAAGUGAAACCGUCGUUAGUGAGGAGGAGUAUAAAACACGGCUAAAUGCGAUUGAGGCUCUGAAGCAAGAGUUGAAUGAAUUGCGUGAGGUUGCCGAACAUGUUCGAACAUCGAACGUUGUAUCUAGUGCCAAAAUUAAAGAACUCACGCUAACAUUAGAAAUUGUUAACAAGGCAUUGAAAGUACACCAAAUAGCUCAUUACGAUGAGUUCAUAUCGGUUAAUUCGAACCUCGAUUUGACCAUGAAGGAAAUUAAGCAAGAAGAACAGCGUAUCAAAGAGUUGAAAAUCAAUCUGAAAGCUUUAAUGGAAAAUACGGAUGAGAUUUUGUCAAAAACCAAACAAAUUGAGGCACAUACCGAUAAAAUUCAAGUCGAUUCCAACGCUAUAAGUGAUGAAUUAGUCAGGACAGUAUCCUAUCACGAAAAGAAUAUCGAGGUGGCCAACAGCGAACUGUCAGAAGCCAGAUUAGGAAUCGAAGAAUUGGAACGACAACAGCACUUCAUUCUGAAUUCAAUUUCAACAAUUCUUCGAACAUUGACAUUACCGUCCAAUCAUCCGGGGAAAAGCAUAUAAAAUCUGAUAAUGUAUUUUUCUAAUUUCGUGUUCAAAUCAUUGGAAAAUGUAUUCAAAUUUCAUGGAAAUAAACAGAACUCUUGAGGUUGCGAUUACUGUAUUCAAAUUAAAA